This is a messenger RNA of Lytechinus pictus (painted urchin), 2045 nucleotides long. Its product is annotated as small nuclear ribonucleoprotein E-like. The record is from RefSeq and is a predicted model, not a curated record. The transcript is spliced from 5 exons. Bases 116 to 394 code for a protein of 92 amino acids. Lineage: Eukaryota; Metazoa; Echinodermata; Echinoidea; Temnopleuroida; Toxopneustidae. Gene Ontology annotation, molecular function: RNA binding. Gene Ontology annotation, cellular component: U5 snRNP; U1 snRNP; U4/U6 x U5 tri-snRNP complex. Gene Ontology annotation, biological process: mRNA splicing, via spliceosome; spliceosomal snRNP assembly.
GAGGGACAGUUUAGUAAUAGCUUUUGACAAAACACAUGUGAACGCGAUCUCCACGAAGCGGGAACGAUUCUGCAUUGUUUGUUCUUAUUUCAUCGAUCAGAUCUAAGCUGUGAAAAUGGCGUAUAAAGGGCAGAAGGUCCAGAAAGUGAUGGUCCAACCGAUUAAUUUGAUUUUCAGAUAUCUUCAGAAUAGGUCAAGAGUUCAGAUCUGGCUGUACGACCAAUCAAAUCUCAGGAUCGAAGGGCAUAUCAUUGGUUUUGAUGAAUACAUGAAUGUAGUACUAGACGAUGCUGAGGAGUACCACAAGAAGAACAAGACAAGAAAACCACUCGGACGGAUAUUACUGAAGGGGGACAACAUCACAUUGAUUCAGAACGUCCAGCAGGCUGCAUAGAAGUACCUCAACAGUGUCACCUUGUAUAUUAUACCAGUAUGGAACGGAUCAUUCCAGUCCAGUCUUGUAACUUCAACAUUUAUUGAUGAACCAGGGCCCCGCCUUACAAGGAGUUUUCAUUGAUCCAAUCAACCAAAACUAUGGAAAGCCAGCGAUGCCAAAAUCUCACAAGCAUGUUUGUUUAAAGUGUUUUUUUUUAGAUAUGAUGUAUACUCAUACAUUCAUUGUUCAGAUGAUUCAGUGUGCUUCUCUUCGUUUGCAAAUGACAGUCUUCAAAUUUCCUGUAGGUAAAAAAAUUAUGACAAUGAUGGAUUUCCAUAUAGUUGAGGUUGAUUUGAUCAAUCAUGACUCUUUGUAAGACGGGACCCAGAAGUUAGCAGUCCACUUCUUAUUGCUGCCUCCAGGAAAGGGCCAUGUGAGACCGCAUCUAGGCCAUUGUUCCCGCGCCGCUUCUUGCAGCUAAUCGCUCCCCGAGUGUUGAUUGUAUGUAACGGUUUAACUGGAAUAGACUGCUUGAUUCAAACUCUCUUUAUACCAACACCAUAACAUGCUUGAAAUCACCACCCAUCAUAUUUGGCAAAUUCUCAUCCCUUUUUGUCCCAUUUAACAGCAGACACUCUCUGCUUUACCUAUUUAGUAUCCCAAGUCCUUUGGAAGCACAUAGGGACGAGGAGCGUGAUAUCAUAAUGUGAUGUGCGCUAUAUGAGAACUAAGUUCUUAUCAUUAUUUCAUCAAAAUGAUACCUCGGUCACAUUUAAUCUACGGCAGCUGUACAGCGAGACGAAAACAGCUGUUUUAACAUUUUUUGUACCAGCUAUACAUAGGUGGUUUGAAUAAAAAUGAACAAAACUGCUGUUUUUUACUCGCCGUACGGCCGCCGUAGAGCAAAUGUGACCGAGGUAUUAGGGAGUGUUUUUUUGUAGUUUGAAAAUUUCUGGGGCCUGUAGCACCAAGUGUAGCGAUUGAUCGCAGGGUUGAUUUUAAAAUUGAUUGCAUUGGUUAUUAUGUACAAUCAAUCAUACAAAUUAACUCUACAAUCAAUCACUAAGUGUUGUGUUACAGUCCCCCUAUGUGUAUUUCAAUUGGGAGAUGAUAUUAAACUGUUAAUUAUCUUUUCAAUGGGUUUCCAACAAGACAAUGUAGAUAUAUCACUCAUGGUGUUAAUUAUUCAAGGAUCAUGUUGAUAUUGUGUAAAUGUCAGUAGAGUUUUAACCUCAUCUUUUCAAUUUGUAUGUUUUUUUUUCGGAGGGGGGGGGGCUUCCUGAUAUGCGCUCGUUGAUAUGAAAUGCACAAGAACCAUCAAUGUUUCUUAGGUUUAGCUUCUUUUAAUAUUUUGUAUGUUUUUCUAUUUGUAUGGUUCAACAAAUAAACAUGGAGAAUGUUGAAGUAAUGUACAAUCAAUGACGACUUAAUUUACCAGAAAAAAGGGAAAGUAAACAUUCUAUCCUCAGUUUCAUUGUACAUAUACGUUUGGUUUUCUCAUGCUAAGGCAAGAAAAGUUGUACUAAGUGUCAAUGCACUUGCUCCAAUAAUAUAGAAAUAAUAUCUUUUCACUAAAAAAUUAUGACAUCAAGACAUAUUUUUAGCAUGGAAACUUGUAAAAACAUGGUUUGAAUUUAAUAAAACAGUUUAAGUUUGUAAACAAAGAAAA